AUGAGUAGCCAUUCUCACUUGGCGACGCUGCCACCUUCGCCGCUUCGUGUUCUAGACGCGGACAUGGAGAAGAAGAUCAAGAAGCACCUUGCUGACAAGCAAAACCGUCAAGCUGACAUUACAUCCUGCGUGCUGGACGUGGGCCUGGUUUCUUUGUUUACAGGGCGUGGUCUGAUGGCCGUCGCAAACGCCGCUCAGCACAGCCCUUGUGUGGAGCGCUUUGACUCACAUCCAGGAGAAGCCGAAACUGCUUGCGUCGUACAAGUUUCUGGCAUCAUCGCUACCUUUGAGUUCAUUGCAAGUUUGCUCGCUGGAGUAGCUGCACUUUGCCCCAUCGAGCGGGACAAGCCGGACAAGGCCUCAUGUGCUUCAGACUCCUUGGUCGUGAUGGCUAGCGUUGGGGCCCUCAUCCAAGAAGGUGCAGCCAUGAGCCUGGAGUGUCAAGCAGAGGAGGACGAAGUUGAGCAGCAUCUCAACGAAGAGCUGGAAGGCGACAUUAUCCCCUAA
Molecule: messenger RNA, 507 nt
Organism: Symbiodinium necroappetens
Lineage: Eukaryota; Dinophyceae; Suessiales; Symbiodiniaceae
Source: the annotation of a GenBank genome assembly